AAAAGAUUCAUGAGAAAGUGAAGUCAUCCCUUUCUUUCCUUCUUGGUCUGCAAAUGUUUAAGCACUAAGCAAAGUUCUCCCUCUCUCUCUCCCUCUCUCUCUCCUUCCUCUUUUCACAACUUACCAUCAUCACUUUCCAUUUUCUUUCACCAGACUUCCCCUCUACAGAAACCAAAAGGAGAGUCCCUCCAAAACACCCAGAAAGAGCAAGGGAAAGAACCCAAAAAAGACAAAUCUUUUGCAUCAUCUCCCCCGCUCCUUGUUUGCUGAUAUCAAACAAUGUGGCAGAAGCAGCCAAGCACGUCCUCCUUCAGAGAAUCCAUCAAAGCUCUUGAAGCUGAUAUACAGCAUGCCAAUAGCCUGGCAGCUGGUUUACCAAGAGAUUAUUGCGGUGACAGUAUUCAGAUGAGAUUGUCAUACAGUCCUUUUGCACCAUUCUUAUUGUUUCUGAUUGAAUGGAUGGAUUGCCAUUGUACAGAUUCCAUCCCAAGUUAUUUAGGCCUUGUUCAGAUCGUAAUAUAUCAGGUAUAUGUUGAUGGCAUGCCCACAAUGUCUUCAAAAGAAAGAAAAGCCUCUCUGAGGGAAUUUUACGCCGUCAUAUAUCCUAUGUUGAGGCAAUUGGAAGCCCCGUUUGUCCUAAUUGAAGAUAACAAUAACAAAAGAAGCCAAGUGGUAGAUAUUUCGAGCAGAAUGCGGGCAGAAAACAAGCGGAGGUUUGGCGAUAAAGAUAUUGAGGAGGAGGAUGAAUGUGGCAUAUGCAUGGACGGUUAUAAUAAGAUGGUACUUCCGAGCUGCGGCCACUCCAUGUGCAUCAAUUGCUUUCGUGACUGGAAUGGCCGAUCUCGGUCCUGCCCCUUUUGUCGCGACAGCCUUAAGAGAGUUGGCUCAAGAGAUUUAUGGGUCCUCACAAGCAGCAACGACAUAGUUGAUGCAGUUACUCUGGCGAAGGAGAAUCUAAGAAGUUUCUGCCUUUACAUAGAGAGCCUGCCUUACAUGACGCCCGAGACCCAUGUGCUUGUUUUCGAUUACAUGAUGAUCUAAUAGUGAGCAGGACUGAAGAGUUUGACUGUACAUUCUAGGUACAGAUGUUGUAGCCUUCCAUUAUUAGUGAAGCCAAGGUACAUACAUGAACGUGGAAGCUCAAGCAGAAGCCGAGGUAGCUGUGCAUAGAUGAGUUCAUUCCCGAUUUCCAACAUUAUCUUGGAAUUUUGGGUGAAAAUCAGGUGGAUCCAUAUGUAGUCCUGCAUUAUAUUUUCUCCUCACAGAAGCAAUUCUUAACCUUCUGCAAGAAUGGGAGCUAGAUAAGUGAUGUAUAGUAUAUAAACAGGGCAUUUCUAAGGAUUCAGCCCAGCUAUUUUUGGACCCAAGUACUGGAAUGCAAAAUGUCAAGCUCUGGGGGGUUGGUUGAUGUUUAUAUUCCCAAUAAAAGGGCCUUAUGCAUUUAGUCUUCUGCUUAAUAUUCACGGUACAGGUGAAAUAAUUUGUGAUGCACUUGAAAGUUAAUCAUCUUUCCUGCCAACUCUACUGCAAUGAAGCAUUAUUUUGUUCUUUUA
This is a messenger RNA of Rhodamnia argentea, 1553 nucleotides long. Its product is annotated as E3 ubiquitin-protein ligase AIRP2-like. Bases 280 to 1041 code for a protein of 253 amino acids. Gene Ontology annotation, biological process: protein ubiquitination. Lineage: Eukaryota; Viridiplantae; Streptophyta; Magnoliopsida; Myrtales; Myrtaceae. The record is from RefSeq and is a predicted model, not a curated record. Gene Ontology annotation, molecular function: ubiquitin protein ligase activity. The transcript is spliced from 5 exons.